Messenger RNA from Gekko japonicus, 4083 nucleotides. RefSeq names its product FOS like antigen 2 (gene FOSL2). Gene Ontology annotation, biological process: regulation of transcription by RNA polymerase II. The coding region runs from base 809 to 1780 and encodes 323 amino acids. The transcript has 4 exons. Gene Ontology annotation, cellular component: nucleus. Gene Ontology annotation, molecular function: DNA-binding transcription factor activity, RNA polymerase II-specific; RNA polymerase II cis-regulatory region sequence-specific DNA binding. Lineage: Eukaryota; Metazoa; Chordata; Lepidosauria; Squamata; Gekkonidae. The record is from RefSeq and is a predicted model, not a curated record.
GCUCAGAGAACAGGAUACAUAGGCGCUCAGCAGAAAGAAAAAGAGAAGGGGGGCGUGUAACAAGGAGGGGAAACGAGAUCGCUUUCGUGACAGAGAAGGUCCAGCAUCAAGGGUUAAAAGAUCAUUAAUUAAGAGGCACAUUUUAAACGGCAACAAUAAACAAACAAGGAUCCUCAGAUCCUGGGCUGAAUCAUCCCGUCCAGUUAGACCAGGAAGCUGGCACUUUUCUGAAGGGCUUAAUUACACAGGAGGCGAAGAGCCUCCUGACUUCAAAACUACAGUGCCACCGAGGCUUGGAAAGCAGAAGAGAGAUCCACAGGAAGUUGGAAGGAAGGCGAUCAGACGCGUCAACUCUGGGGGCUUUCUCCCCUGUAGAGGAUUAAAGUCGCGUUUGGAAAGGGAAGGAUUUUUUUUCCCUCCCCCCAAUUAGUCUAUCGCCGAUUUAAUGAACAAAACCAACUUUUAAUUUUCAUCCGAGGCUCAAUGAUUUGGCUCUAGAGGGAGUGUAUUCCCCCCCCCCAUAUACUAGAGAGGGAUUGGGGGGAUUGUUUUUAAUUCUCACAGUCCGGUAUCUCAAGGAAAAAGAAGGUCCAGGAAGGGACUGCGUUUUCCAUUGCUUGAAAGGGCACCCUCCAAACGCAACUAUCUCCGCUGAGUGUCUUUGGAAAAUCCUAAAGCAGCAAAGUUAAUAAAAGAUCGGAGGCGAGAAAGACAGAGAGGGGCAGACAAAAGGGGAGCGUGCGCUCGGAAGGUGUUUGGUGUUUUUUUUUUUUUAAAGUUUAUUUCCCUCCUGCUCCCACCUCGGAUCAUGUACCAGGACUUUCCAGGGAACUUUGAUACCUCCUCUCGGGGCAGCAGUGGUUCUCCUGGCCACCCGGAAACGUACUCCAGCGUGACACCUCAACAGAAAUUCCGGGUAGAUAUGCCAGGAUCGAGCAGCACUUUUAUCCCCACUCUGAACGCGAUUACCACCAGCCAAGACCUGCAGUGGAUGGUCCAGCCCACUGUGAUCACCUCCAUGCCAAGUGCCUACUCUCGUUCGCAUCCCUACAGCCAUGCUCUUCCUAAUCUGUCUUCAGUUUCUGGUCACACAGCCCUUCAGAGACCUGGUGUUAUCAAAACCAUUGGGACCACAGUAGGCAGAAGGAGACGAGAUGAACAGUUGUCUCCUGAAGAAGAGGAGAAGAGAAGGAUUAGAAGAGAGAGGAACAAGCUAGCAGCUGCCAAAUGCCGCAACAGACGCCGAGAGCUGACAGAGAAACUCCAGGCAGAAACAGAGGAGCUGGAGGAGGAGAAAUCUUUGUUGCAGAAGGAGAUUGCUGAACUGGAGAAAGAGAAGGAGAAGCUGAAGUUCAUGCUGAUGGCUCACAGUCCUAUGUGCAAGAUCAGCCCUGAGGAGCGCCGAACCCCACCUCCUCACAGCCUCCAGACAGUCCGGACUGGAUUGAGUGGUGCCAUAGUAGUGAAGCAGGAGCCAGUGGAGGAAGAGAUUCCCUCCUCAUCUUCUGACCUGGAGAAAGGGCAGAGGUCUGUCAUUAAACCCAUCAGCAUUGUAGGAGCCUUUUAUGGAGAAGAGCCUCUCAACACUCCCAUUGUGGUGACCUCAACACCUGCCAUCACUCCUGGCACAUCUAACUUGGUCUUCACCUACCCCAGUGUGCUGGACCAGGAGUCUCCACUCUCCCCUUCGGAGUCUUGCUCCAAAGCUCACCGGAGGAGCAGCAGCAGUGGCGACCAGUCCUCAGAUUCCUUGAACUCUCCAACUCUGCUGGCACUGUAACCUCCUCCCUUUUGCCACCACUCUACCCCAUUACUCUGGGGGAAGCCCCUCAUUGAAAUCAAAGACCAGCACAAUGGCCUUCAAGCACAAGGGGUGCAAGAACAACAUGGGGAAACAGUGUACCCCCCAGGUACUUCCUGGGAUAGGAAGAACCAGAUCAAAUGAAAACCAUAUAGGGAUUGGGGGGGGGGCUAGGACGGAAGUCACACUACUGGGAGCCGAGUGUUUGGACUAUACGGUGAGCAGGGAGGAAUUCCCCCACAAUUUAGUGUGCUCUUGGCCAGGAGUGGAUGUGAGCUUCAGUAAAUCACUUGCCAUUCUCCUGUUAUGCUGAUGAAUGGACUGGUCUGACCAGGUUACGCUCUGUGCUUAGUAGUACAUUCCAGUUAGUUGAUCUCAUGUAGGUCUUCACCUUUUAUUUUUAUUGGAUGCCAUGACAUUUCGAAAACUCUAAAGGCUUGUUGCAAUUGUCGUUAAACCGCUGCUGAUGUGUGUGUGUGUGUGGGGGGUCUGCCUAUUGGGAAUUCUUGCUAUUAUUAAGUAGUUUUGAGUAGAUUAUGAUGAUGAUGGAGAUGAGAGGAAUAAAUAACAAGUCCAAAUCAUUCUUUAAAAGUUACAUCCCCAACAUCUUAGUGGAGCAGGGGGUGGGGCCAAAAUAAAUCCAACAUGCUGGAUAUUCUGUUAACAAAAGGAGAAGGUCUCUUUGAAGGACAGGGAAUGUGGAGAGAGGGAGGCUUGGUUCCGUGGUGUGUUGAAAGGGCCAUGUCUUCAACACGCCUCGUAAGUGGGCCAGGAGUGAUGCCAAGGGAGCUGAGGAGAUGCCAGAGUUGGUUUCCACUCAGCCUUUGUUAUUGGCAUAGCUUCUUUUGUAAUUAGUGUUUGUCAAAUCUGUUGCUGGACCCUGUGUUUCCUUUCCUUUUGGCUGCCAGCCACCUUGGGUGUGAUGCAUCCUCCUCAUCAGUGCGCCUGACUCAGAUGCCGGUGCCGUUUCUUGAACACAGACUGACUCCCCCCAUCUACAGACUCUAGCUCUUCAGCAGUGCUCUGCUGCCACUCUUCUCUUGUGACUGGUCCAGGGAAGGGAUUCACUGAAGUUGAUACUGCAGGAAAGGACCUGGGGGCUCCCUUGGGGAAUUUCUCUUAUUUUUUGCUAUAUUUUACACGUCAGUUUCUGGCCAAAGUCUUAUAUGUUGCUAAUCUGAUUGUUUCAGGCCUGUCUCUCCCCCCCCCCCAAUUCUCUAGAAAACCAGAGGAAAAUGAUUCUUAUGCCUUCUCUUGGUCUCCUCCUAAGCUUGGUUCCUGCACAUCCAAACGGACUUUGCUGUUUGGAAAACCUGUGCUCACUACUGAAAUGGGUAGCAUGCUUCACUCCAGUCAUCUCUCUCUGUGCCAAGGCAAAAUCCCCUUCAAGACAAUUGCAUUUAGACUGUGCAGCUGCUUGGUUUUGUAGAGAGCCAAACCAAUGAAUCUCGGGGAGGUGUGCCAGAUCUUCCAUAUAGCAGAGUCUGGCUUUGUUUAACUCUGUUAUACUUAGAACAUCUGAUUUAAUCCAACCCAUUGAGGGUCCCCGUGAUGAGUGUAUUUAUGUGCAGGUUUCCACUGUUUUCUUUUUUGGGUGCCUGGUGGUUGAGGGAUCCGUAAUCUCAUUUGUGCUGUUUUAAGGACCAGAUUUCUGAGCUGCGAGAACAUCUUCAAGCCAUGUUUAACUCCGUUGGUGAGCAUCUCUGCACUGCGGCUUUGGCUUCAUAGCCAGGGAAUUCUCACAAGUAUUUCCAAUGAAGUCGGUGACCAAAUUCCCAUUGAUUUUAAUGGACCAGGAUCACAGCCAUAUUUUCCAGUCAGCAGCUUAGUGCAAAGGGGGAUAGAUAUGCUCGGAUGGUUUUGAGAAUGACUGAGACUUUUCUAUUUAAAAAAAAGGUCAAAAUCUGUGACCUGAAUAAAACAUGCAAAUUUGGGUGUACAAUAUUUUGCAUUAUUUAUUCUGCCAAUAGUAGCCAUGAGGAGACAGGAGCUAUGCAGAGCACUGAAGCUCUACCUCCGGCCACUGGCCUUCCUGCUUAGCAGCCCUCUGGCCUCUGAAACCUUAUCAGGCAUUACCUACGUCUUUUCAAGCUUCUUUUUUACAGCAAUAAAAAUCAGUAACUUUCAAAAAAUAAAAGUGAGAGAACCAGGUUUCUGGAUGCUGAUCAUUGUAUCUGAUACCAAAUUCUGUAUGUAGUAGCAGGAUCACUUAAAGCCUGGAAUCAACACAGUUCUGGCCGUGACUUGUUUCUACAUGCAAUUCCUCCACCCCCCCCAAAAAA